Carassius auratus (goldfish) is the source of this 2219-nucleotide messenger RNA. RefSeq names its product rho guanine nucleotide exchange factor 11-like. Bases 1191 to 2219 code for a protein of 342 amino acids. The transcript has 14 exons. NCBI's taxonomy places the organism in Eukaryota, Metazoa, Chordata, Actinopteri, Cypriniformes, Cyprinidae. Gene Ontology annotation, cellular component: cytoplasm. The record is from RefSeq and is a predicted model, not a curated record. Gene Ontology annotation, biological process: G protein-coupled receptor signaling pathway. Gene Ontology annotation, molecular function: G protein-coupled receptor binding; guanyl-nucleotide exchange factor activity.
GUAGCACAAUCCAACCGAUUGAGGACGAGCGCGAGUCUGUUUGCCUUCCCAGCCGAACAUAAACCCGGGAUGAUGGUGUUAUUCCGGAAUGGCGAACGCUCGCGCGUUGGGAUUACACCACCAAUAAAGACCGACAGAGCACACAUUUUUGGGAAGCAGUGAGAGGACAUCAACGCUGACCGUGCAUACACCGAGAGACGGACGCGAGAGACGCGGAUUCAAGAGCCUGCGGAUCAAAUGAAUGUCUCUGGCCGCCAAACGAGCGUGUGCGAGUCGCCGAGACACGGACAAUAAUUGCGCCGCGAAAAGAGGACGUUCCGAGGCGGCUUUGUCGCGCCACGCGUGCAGAAGAUCGCGAGCGGAACGCGCGGCUCGCCAGUGUUCUACCGCGCGCGCGUGAAGGUGAACGGCCGUCGGAGCCGCGCUCUGCGUGCGGCGCUUGUCCGGUACGCGGCGGCGGGGAUGCGCGCCGUGCGGGCCUCGCGUGCACUGGACCGGCGGAUUGUCUCGCUGAAAGCACGGGAUCGUGUGUGUUUGCGCGUCGCACGGUAUUGUUCAGUGAGUGCGUUGAGCGUCAGAUGGUGCAUGCAUGCUGUCACCUCUGGGAACCUUGCUGCUGAUUAAUCAUUUCUAUGCACUUUAUUUGCGUCCUAUCACUGUGUGUUGAGUAGCUGCUCAGCCUUUCUGCUCCUCUUGCAUUGCACUGAACUCAGUAGCUCUAAAAUACUAGCAGCAUCUGACUGUAAAUCACCUCGAGUCCCAAAAACACAGCAGUGAAGCCCCAGGAUCGCACUCGGACUGAUCGAAUGGUUUUAAAGCGAUCCUAAAGUGGGACGAUGACUCAGUCCACAGGAAUCUCUUUACUGAAGCUCCAGAGAUUAAACAGAAGUGUGGUGUAUUGAUCCUGCAUGCUCCCCUGAGAGAGUCUAGCUCUUAUGAAGCUAACAAACACUACGAAGUGACCUUCACUCGGUGUAUGUGCACAUUAGGAGCUUGUUUAUUAAAUGGGACGAUGCUGGUGAGGAGGAUCACUGUGUUUCCCCGAAAGGAACUUUGACCCUUACAGAACUGAAAGGACUAAACUCAUCUCGAGGAGUGGGAAGAGGAAAUAAUACUCACUCCACACUAAUGACAUGAUCUCAGACUGACAGAGAAAACACUAGACUAGUAAUCAGACAAACCUGACAGCCAUGAGUGUUCGACAGCCGACCUCCACGCUGGAUAGGGCAGCCAUUAAGAAACAAACACACCUGCCCAGUCCUUUUGCUGCUUGGUUGAGCAGUUUGACGUUGGGAGACUCGGAGCGCAGGUCUUCUCCCGGCCAGCAGAGGGAGACACUGUCUGAUCUCCCCUCGGACAGCGCAGGGACGGGUUUAGUCCAAAGAUGUGUGGUUGUGCAGAGGGACAAUCUGGGGUUUGGCUUCACCGUGUGUGGCGAGAGAAUCAAACUAGUGCAGAAUGUCCGGCCAGGUGGAGCGGCGGUCAAGGCUGGAGUCCAGGAAGGAGACCGAAUUAUUAAGGUCAAUGGUUCUUUGGUUUCGUCGAUGUCUCAUCAGGAAGUGGUGAAAAUGAUCAAAUCUGGGACGUAUGUGGCGUUGACUCUUCAGGGCCCGCCUCCUUCAGCCGCGUCCAUCCCGCUUCAGCCACUCCCCACUGACCCCUUGCCCAAUCACAGGACUGCUCCUGGCGAAGCUCCGCCUCCUCCACCAACUCCGCCCACAGGAAGCAGCACCCCGACUCAGAGAAUCACAGGACCCAAACCCUUACAGGACCCUGAGGUGCAGAAACACGCCACAGAAAUCCUGCGCAGGAUGCUGGAGCAGGAGGAGGCAGAGCUGCAGAACCUCCUGGAGGAGCACUCCCGAAACCCCUCGUCUUCACUAGAGGAGCGGAUCGAAAGAGCCAGACGAAGAGCCAGUCAAGUCCGGGUGAAGAUCCAGCAGGAUGUGGACGGCACUCGAUCAGAAGCGGUCGCUAGCUAUCUCACAGCUGGAGAAGGUCGGUUAUCAGUGGACUCCAGCGAAGGAGACCUCGAGGCGUGUGAGAGCCCCUUCUCGUCCCCCUCCACCUUCAGGAUCCGCCGGCAGGGGUCCGACACGCUCCCCCUCAGACUCGGGAAGAGCCAGAUCAUCGGCCCGGAGGAAGAGGAGGAGGAGGAGGAUGGGUACUCCAUCAAUGAGGUCAGACCGUUCACUGUUAUCACUGUCUCCCAGAGCUAG